This is a messenger RNA of Vanessa atalanta (red admiral), 1124 nucleotides long. Its product is annotated as histone H3.v1-like. The record is from RefSeq and is a predicted model, not a curated record. The transcript is spliced from 2 exons. NCBI's taxonomy places the organism in Eukaryota, Metazoa, Arthropoda, Insecta, Lepidoptera, Nymphalidae. Bases 86 to 1063 code for a protein of 325 amino acids.
UGAGCUGAGAUUGUGUAAGAAAGUAGAAUGCAUAAAAGCAAGUUUCGAACGCAGAAACAUUGCGAUAAUAAUCAGUCUAGCGAGAAUGACAUGUAAUCUUAAAAUCAUUUGGAUCCUGUCUAUGUUGGUCUCUGAAAUACUAAAACAAGCCAAUCUACAAUAUGCGAUGUCAAUGUUCGGACCACCGAUGUUUCCAAUGCCUAUGUAUCCAGUACCACCUCCAAUGCCAAUGAUGGCUCAAUCUGCUCAGCUCAGACCUUCAGUAUCUUCAUCAUCAUCCUCAUCAGAAGAAAGCAAAAGUUCAACAACAACAACGACGACGACAGAGAAAAAAACUAAAAGAAAAAUACAUGUAGCGUUUCCUUUACCAAUGCCUCAACCAAUAGCGUUUCCAGCUGUUCCACCGAUUAUAUGCCGGGGUCCAUCAUCUAGGACCAAAAAAACAACACCACGUCCUUCCCAAUCACCAGUCAAUCUUCCAAUUAUAGCCCCACAACCAGUCGUGAUAGUUCCGUAUCCUCAACCUCGACCUGUGUAUGUGAAUCCUCCACGACGUAGACCAAAGAAAAAAUUGGUAACUAUAUGUUCAUCGUCCUCACAGCAAUCGACGGAUUCGGAUAGUUGUGAAUCUAAUCGUCCGAGACGGAAGUUCAGAAAACGUAAACGACAAAAUAUUUUUAGGAGAAGUCUUCGAAGUUCGGAAAGUGAUAACGAGUUACUAAAACCAAUGCUGAGCUACAUAGCGGAAAACGGUGAUGUUAAAUUCGAAACUAAGAUAAGCAAUGACGAUGUCGCUGAAUUACUUCGAGGAAAAGAUAAAACCAAGAGAAGACAUCAAACAGUGCAAGUGUUGAGUAAUACCGAUGAAGCGAAUAAACAACAAGUGAUAGUAAUAUCAAAUGAAAAAGAGACGCGUAGAAGUGGACCAGAUCGGCAUAAAAAGGUGUAUUUAAGAGGUGGUGUAUCCAAUCACGUACUCAGUGAUGGAAAAAAAGAAUUAAUAUUUAGACCAUCCGAUAAUAAGAAGAUCAGUAAUCUGUCAGUCUCAUUUCAAAUAAGUUAAAAUAUAUUGUUUGUUAUUUUAAAUAGUGUUAUAGAUACACGAUUAAUGUAUCACUCACGGA